UAAACUCUCCUCAAUCUGAGAACAUCACGAUGAACAAAUUACUGUGGAGCUGUGCAGCACUACUCACUCUGUUUGUCGCAGUCAAUUCUCUGAUGUGUAACACCUGCGAUGUGUCGAUCCUCGGAUACUGCGUCGCCACAAAACCUGUAAACUGCUCAGCAGAGCAGAAUGAAUGCUACAGUGGAGUUGCCAAGUUUAGUGCCGACCUGUUGGACAUCCAUGCACGAGGCUGCAUAGCACCAUCUGCAUGCAAAAACGAGACCGCCUCCAUCCUCAGUGUUACUUACACCAUCACCAGGACCUGCUGCUCGACCAACCUGUGCAACGGAGCUGCCUCCAGCCAGCUGCCCCUCCCUGCCGCUCUGUGUGCUGCCCUGGUGGCUGUUUGGAGCCAGUUUUACAAUUAAUCACUGUGGUCCUUUAAUUUCUUCAGUAUGCAUGAGAUAACAUUUGCAGUGGAUCCCUGUGAUCUAUUACACUGGAGGGACACUGGCUGCAUAAUAUAGCUCUUCACAGCUUUGUGUGAUAUAUAUACGUAUAUAUACAAGUGCUUAACAAAUUUGUCAAACCACCACCCCAUGUAAGGUUUAUGUUACAGCUGCCCUAAAUUAACAGCAUUGGUAAUUACCAAAAUCAUUUUUU
Molecule: messenger RNA, 642 nt
Organism: Stegastes partitus (bicolor damselfish)
Lineage: Eukaryota; Metazoa; Chordata; Actinopteri; Pomacentridae
Product: sperm acrosome membrane-associated protein 4-like
Exons: 3
Coding region: 30-407 (125 amino acids)
Biological process (GO): sperm-egg recognition
Cellular component (GO): membrane
Source: RefSeq, a predicted model, not a curated record